Molecule: messenger RNA, 1423 nt
Organism: Rubroshorea leprosula
Lineage: Eukaryota; Viridiplantae; Streptophyta; Magnoliopsida; Malvales; Dipterocarpaceae
Source: the annotation of a GenBank genome assembly
GAACUGGUUUCUAAAGGACUACAGUUAACAAACUUGUGUUACCCCAUAAAGAUGUCCAUGGAUGGGGGUUGAUGGAAAAAGACAAAACCAAGAAGUAUUAUAGAUUCAAAUGAUAGGAGAUCUGAUGAAUUGGUGGCAAUGGCAUGCCUUGGUUUAGGCCUCUAAAUAUUCAAGUUGCAGUCGGCGUUAGAAUCAAUGGUGAAGCCCAAGGAGACUCCACAUACACCUGGCAGGGAGGCAAUUGCAGUGGCAUUGGGAUUCAUGGUGAACCAAGGUAUGGGGCUGGUGAAGCAAAGUUGAUGAAGGCGGCGCAUGUAGAGACCAACCCUGUCACGGCUGUGCAGUCAUCUGUGGCAGUGGCAGCAUCAAGAGAUGUUGCCCAUAAGAACAAGAUCAACAACGCUACCAUCAGUUUAGGCUCCCCCAUUUUUUUUAUUCAAGCAGGGUUGUCUCUUUGGACCCCUUUCAAGUGUAUAAAAUUUAUAGCGAGAUCUGAGAUGGGUUGGUGUGCAGUGAAGAACUUUUCCAAAAGCAUUGCACCAAGAAGUCCAAAAAGAGCACCAGAGGCACUAACAGAGAUGCUGUUUUUGGAAAUAGAAAUGAAUGACACCGGCAUGCAACCAGAUGCAGGUAAUAAGCCUCCAUCCAUCCUUGAUGAUCAUGCAUAGCACUGGUCCACUCGAGCGCCCAACUUCUCCAGUCUUCAAAAAUAGAUUUAUCUAAUUUUGUUUCUGACACAUUAGAGGGUUUAGCCAUUUGUAUUUUAAUGACUUUCAUUUUUUUAUUUUGGAGGGACAUGGCCCCCUUAAUACAUAAUUCUGUUUUUGGUUUAGCUAUCUGUCAUUAUAAAGGUUUGAUAUUCUAAACUUGACUCCAAAUUAAGGUUUUCAAUUUAGUAAAUACCAACUCAAAUAGAUAUUUACUACAACCUCAAUUUUCAAGGUUGAAGAUGGACAGGAUGGCUAAAAUGUUCUUAUAAACCCUACUUUUCUUGGCAACCAAACAUAGGGUAAGAUUAGGACUUGGGAAUACAUUGUUUUGAUGGUGAUUACUAUGUUCUAGUAUCUAUGAGGGAGUUAUAGACCUGGAUAAUUAAAUACUUAUAGUUGUCCUUUUUGUACCUGGAGCACCGUGAAAUUGGUGUUUGAUGACUUGCAACCACGCUUCCAUCCAGACAUGGAACUUCGGAAUCUUCUACAGAAAAAGUCUCCACAAAAGACAUAGUAGCACGAGUCCCUCCAUCUUCAUCCUCGAGCAAUGACUUUCUGUAAGUUGAAGACAUAACCCACCCCUUGGCUACGGUAAUAAAAAUGAUUUUCUCGAACCUUGUUUCUAGAAGGAGUUCAUUGUAGACAUACUUCACGAUUGUUGUUUUACCAACACCACCAAUGCCACAAAAUCCAAUUAAACUAAAUUCAUCUCG